CAUGGACAGGAAGGUAGAAGCCGUUCUCCGUGCGUGCGUUGGCGUCGGGCUCCUGUUGGGCGUGGCUGUUGCAGAGCCCCUCCCCAGAUACACCCCAGCCGGCAUUCCUGGCGUCGAUCCGACGCAAGGGGGAGUGUGGCCCAAGCCGCAGUACGAACAGCGGUUCGGGGGGUCGGUGCUCAUAGUGCCGGACAACUUCACGUUUGAGACACUAGGGCCAGAGUGUGCCAUACUGUCAGAAGCCCUGUCACGCUAUGAAGCAAUCAUCAGGGAAGAUGCAUCAACCGAGGGCCCACGUGAUGCUAGUGAGGCCUCCAUUCAGAUGACUGUGAUGCAGGUCCACCUCGAUGGCGAGUGUGGCGAUCGACCGUUCUUUGGAAUGAAUGAGUCCUAUGAACUGAGAAUUAACAGUCCAGACCUCCCAGAUGCAAUAGUUUUAAGUUCUGCUUCAGUGUGGGGUAUCCUGCGAGGUCUUGAAACAUUUUCUCAAGUUGCUACAAGGGUGAAGACUGCAGAUGCCCUGGUAGCAGAUAAUCUACUGAUAGUUGAUGCACCUCGUUUUAGCCACAGAGGUCUGCUUCUCGACACAGCCCGCCAUUUCAUUCCAAUGAGCUACAUAAAGAAGACUUUGGAUGCAAUGGCCUACAAUAAGAUGAAUGUCUUUCAUUGGCAUAUUGUCGAUGAUUCAAGUUUUCCAUACCAGAGUGCUGCUUUUCCUCUUCUAAGUGAAAAGGGUUCUUAUGACAAAAGGAAAUAUGUAUAUAGUCCUGGUGACGUUGCUGAAGUAAUUGAGUAUGCUCAUCAAAGAGGAAUAAGAGUUGUUCCAGAAUUUGAUUCUCCUGGGCACACAACAUCCUGGGGAAAAAGUUAUCCUGACCUGCUGACAACAUGUUACAAUAAUGAAACUGGGUCUCCAGAUGGAACAUAUGGACCAAUUGACCCCACAAAGAACUUCACAUAUGAAUUUCUUCAGACAUUGUUUCAAGAAAUUGUGGAUGUAUUCCCUGACGAGUAUUUCCAUAUUGGUGGUGAUGAAGUAGGAUUUGACUGUUGGGAAAGCAACCAAGAUGUUUUAGACUUUAUGGAUCAGCAUAAUAUUACAGAAAGCAAAUAUCUUGAAAGUUAUUAUAUACAAAGGAUUCUUGGCAUUGCAUCAGAUCUCAAUGCCAAGUCCAUAGUGUGGCAGGAGGUCUUCGACAAUGGAGUUGAACUUAGUGCUGACACUGUUGUCCAAAUUUGGAAAUUUGGCCGAAGAAAAGAACUGAAUGCUGUAACUGCUGCUGGUCACUACACAUUGCUGUCACAGUGCUACUAUCUGGACCGCUUCAGAUAUUUUGGAGGAGACUGGCAUAAAUUUUACAACUGUGAGCCACUGGAUUUCUCAGCAGACAAUGUAUCCCAGUAUGAUUUGGUGAUUGGUGGGGAGGCUGCAAUGUGGUCAGAAUUUGUAGAUGAAAGCAAUGUGGAAUCAAGAGUAUGGCCUCGUGCUUCAGCAGUGGCUGAAAGGUUGUGGUCACCAAUGAAUGUUACAGAUAUAGAUGAAGCAGCUACACGAAUUGAAGAACACUACUGUCGACUGCGAAGACGUGGUAUAAAUGCACAACCCCCAAAUGGACCAGGUUAUUGUGUUUAACUGGCUAAUAUCUGUUGUUACAAAAUGCUGUCUGUAGUUUCUACAAACAUUACAACAGUGUGUAAUAGACAACAAGGUGGACUGUCAGUGUGAAGACAAAAAAACAAAGUGAUGAGAAAUAAUUUUUAUAAAGAAAUUCCCAGAGCGGCAAUUCUUCCAGAAAACCUGGAAUUCUCAGGGAAUUUCAGGAAUUUAGUAAAAUCUCAAGGAAUUCUGCAUUUUUAACAUAGCAUUGAAACUGAAUUUUAUUGAGUUUUACAAAUCACAAAUUUUAAAAUACUUAAUGUCUUAAAGUGUGUUAAUUAUAUCAAUAUUGUUUCAUAUAAAUUAUUGAUGUUUACAAACUUUAGUUAAGCUAGUGAUUAUGGCUGGUAUAUUGCACAGUUGAGAGGAAAGAAGUCAUUAUUGUGAUAUGCUGAUCCUCCCACCACCACCACAAUGCAACCCGUGCUCACUGUUAAGCUUCUUGACUCUAGACACCAUUUUCCUUGUCACAUCUGGAAUUCUCGGGGAAUUUUUUUUCCAAGUUGGAGUAGCCACCCUGUUUCCUCCCCCAAAGUAGUAUUUAAGUACUGAAAUAAUGCUAUGUGCAUUUCUGUGAAUGUUUCUUAGUUCUUAAUUUUCUUAAUGCUGUGCAGUGUCAAAUUUGUAUCACAUUGAGUAUUAUCAGAGACAAGUAUUUGAGCUUGAACUGCCUCGAGAUAUAACAAACUAGU
Molecule: messenger RNA, 2349 nt
Organism: Schistocerca americana (American grasshopper)
Lineage: Eukaryota; Metazoa; Arthropoda; Insecta; Orthoptera; Acrididae
Product: beta-hexosaminidase subunit beta-like
Exons: 9
Coding region: 2-1633 (543 amino acids)
Biological process (GO): glycosaminoglycan metabolic process; ganglioside catabolic process; carbohydrate metabolic process
Cellular component (GO): membrane
Molecular function (GO): beta-N-acetylhexosaminidase activity
Source: RefSeq, a predicted model, not a curated record